Molecule: messenger RNA, 596 nt
Organism: Caenorhabditis elegans
Lineage: Eukaryota; Metazoa; Nematoda; Chromadorea; Rhabditida; Rhabditidae
Gene: F30A10.15
Exons: 2
Coding region: 43-522 (159 amino acids)
Source: RefSeq, marked reviewed
GUUGGUUCAAAUGUAUUGAUUCCCGCAUUCAUUCCAUUCAAAAUGUCACCAACUCACCUAUUACUAGCAUUUUUCUAUAAAUUUUCAUCACUUAUUACUAAUCUAAUUAUUCUAUUCAUCGCAUUUUUCAUUUUCCUUUACUUUUUAAUUUUCGAUGGGGAAAAUCAGAAAAUUGAAGUGAAUAGAAGAAGAAUCCUGUGCAAUGUUAAUGGAUACCAAUACAUCGGGAGCAAUCCUAUCACAAUCAAUGGGACAAUUCAAUAUCUGAAAAUCAAUUUCAUUGAAUUUUCCAUUCAGUUAUCUACGUGGUCUUCAAAUGUGCAAUUGAAUAAUUGGAGAGAUUUUAUGAAUUUGAAGUAUGUGAAACCCAGGGAUAAUUCAACUGACGAAUCGAAGACCAAGAUGACAAUUUCACCAGUUAAUUCUCCAAAAAAGAAGCCAAUGUAUUCAAUGCUGCACUCAUUACAGGAGAACCUCUUGAUUAAUAGAACUUUCCAAAAUUAUAACUUAAGUUAUAAUUGAAUUAUAAUUUUAAAAAUUGUCAAGAUUUAAUAUUGUAAGUAUUUAUUUGUGUACAAUAAAUGUUUGGAAUAUUU